Messenger RNA from Caenorhabditis angaria, 2694 nucleotides. NCBI's taxonomy places the organism in Eukaryota, Metazoa, Nematoda, Chromadorea, Rhabditida, Rhabditidae. The record is from the annotation of a GenBank genome assembly.
AUGGCUUCGGGUUUCAGAAGCUGGUAGGCGGUACUAACUCGGGGAGUGCGCGCAGACUUUCUCUAGUUCUUGAGGAUCCGAGUGGGGGUAUGAUUUCGAAAACUUUUGAAAGUAUAAAAUUAACCCCUGAAAAACUUAUCUUUCACAUCCUCGCACGGCCAAAAAAUCCACAAAAUAAUGAAAAUGGCAAAAAAUCGAUCAGCGUUUUUUAGUUCGCGAAAAAUAGAAAAAUAUUAGCGGGGUAGAUCAAAAAAAAUUUUUAAUCAGAAAUUCAAAAAAAAAAUUUUUUGCGCAACGGCGAAUGGAAAUAAAACUUUUUGUUCUUCUUCCCCCUCCUGCAGAAAAUAUAAGGGAGUAGAGAAUAUGCGCUCUAAUGAUAAUAUAUGCAAGAGGACAUUUUUUUGAAAUUUUAUCGCGCGUAGAAUUUGGUGUUUGCGGGCAGUCGGUGUUGACAGACUCACCAAAGAAGUUAUGAUAACUUUGCCGCUCGCAUAAAACACCAUUUUCCAGUGCCGAACAACACCAACACGUGGCAGAUUUCCGAGACUUUGCAUACUUUGGAAAUAUCACAUUGGGAACCCCAAAGCAAACAUUUCUCGUAGUCUUGGACACUGGAAGUUCGAAUCUAUGGAUUCCGGACAAAUCGUGUGGAACUAGCGAGAAAACGUCGGCUUGCGCAAAGAAAAAUAAAUAUGUUGCGGAAAAAUCGACGAGCUAUGAGGAAGAUGGGAGGAUUUUCAAUAUUAAUUAUGGAACUGGAAGUGCUAGCGGUUAUUUUGGAAAAGAUACGCUAUGUGUAAGGGUUUUUUCUUGGUGAGGGGGGGGGGGAAUAACAUGAGCAAUCUAAAGCCAAUAGAAUUUUGUAUAAUAUGAGCAAUCUUAAAAGAGCAAAAGGAAAAAAAAGAUUGAAAAUUUAUACAUGAACGGAAUAAAAGAUUGAUCCGCAAGACAGUGAGUAAAAAGGAGAGAGUGAGUGAGAGAAAGAGAGAUAAAUAGUUUUGAGUUGUCUCAUAGUUAGACUAUAAUUUAGUUUGACCUAGCUACAUAUAUGAAUGUUUUUGUUUUAUAUUUAGUUUGGUGUUGAGAAAAUAUUGUAUUCUUGUUAGAAUUGAAGAGUUUUUGUACACAGGCAAUCCGCGAAGGAUCCUUUAAGGACGCUUAAAGGACCGUUCAUCCUUUUAGCGGCCUUUUUUCAUCCUUAAAUUUCAAAGGAUGAAAAAGUCCGGAAAAAGGGAGGUCCAAAAUGGGCUCAUUUCAUGCUCGUAGUGAUAAUAAAUUGAUGUCCCACACUCAAAACACUGAAAUUAAAUGAUAUAAUCAUGAAACAAUACAAAAUUCCAACAAAAAUGUAACACUAAAAAAGUAUCCUUUAAGUGAGCUUUAAGCGUACUUGAAACGAUCCUUUAAGGAAGGCAAGCUCCGCCCCCUACACAAAAAAUAACAGCGCGCGCAGCUCGCCACAUGUCCGUCAUGCAGAUUAUAUAAAUAAAUCUUCUUUGCAAAAAAGGCAAUGCAGAUUUCUUUCGCAUAAGUCUGUAUUUAAUUAUAGUUUCGAACUUCUAUUUUUGCUUAUCAUCUGUACAACAGAUUUAUCACCAAAAUUUUCUAAAAUUUAAUAAAAGGUCCAUUUUUGAUCCAUCCUUAAACCGUCCUUAAAUCGAGCUUUGCGAUGUACUUAAAGCCCCCUUUUUUGCAAAAAUGAAAGGAUCCUUAAAGCGUCCUUAAAGGAUCCUUCGCGGAUUGCCUGUGAUAUAUAAUUUGAAUUUUUUUGCUUGAAAUCUCGCUAAUUUAAUUUUCCUUACAAUAAAAAAAAACAUUUCUUACAGUUCUCCGACACAACCCUCUGCAUAAAAUCUCAAGUGUUCGGCCAAGCCACGCAUCUCGCACCAUUCUUCGCUCGCCAAGAAAUCGACGGAAUUCUCGGACUCGGUUUCACCGAUCUCGCCGUCAAUAAAGCUCCCCCGCCUUUCAUCAACGCGGUGGCUCAGGGGCUCGUUGACGAGCCGGUGUUUACAGUUUACUUGGAGCACCAUGGCGGAAAGAAAUCGUCGAAGGGUGGAUAUUUCACGUAUGGUGGAUUGGAUGAUGAACAUUGUGGCGAGGUGUUGACGUGGAUUCCGUUGACAAAAGCCACGUAUUGGCAAUUUCAUAUGAAUGGGUGAGUGAAACCCCCUCAAGGGGGAAAAAUAAUGGGAGGGACUAGGUUUUCACUGUAUGCGAUUUCUAGUCCCCCUUCAGCUCGAUUUCAAACCUCCCAAAUUCCCAGAAUCGGCGUCAAAUCCUCAUCCGAACACAAAUCCGGUUGGGAAGUGAUCUCGGACACCGGGACCUCUUUCAUCGGCGGACCAGCCAACACAAUUCGCGCAAUCGCCAAAGCCUAUGGUGCAACUUAUGACAGUUAUGAUGAUACUUAUACAGUUCCUUGCUCGAAGGUUAAAAAUCUGCCAGCUUUGAAGAUCAAAGUGGGAGAUGUUGAAUUGGAGAUUCAGGCGAUCAAUCUUAUUGCUCAUGUUAGUAAAUUUUUUCUUUGAACUUUGAGAACGAGAAUUUUAAGGCAAGCCCAACUGAAUGUGACCUGGCAAUUUUUGACAUGUACUCUGGAGGUUUUGGCCCUUCCUGGAUCCUCGGCGACCCUUUCAUUCGACAAUAUUGCAAUGUUCACGAUGUUCAAAAUCGACGGCUAGGUUUGGCUAA